This is a messenger RNA of Frieseomelitta varia, 1100 nucleotides long. RefSeq names its product protein obstructor-E (gene Cpap3-d). Gene Ontology annotation, cellular component: extracellular region. NCBI's taxonomy places the organism in Eukaryota, Metazoa, Arthropoda, Insecta, Hymenoptera, Apidae. The coding region runs from base 115 to 819 and encodes 234 amino acids. The transcript is spliced from 5 exons. The record is from RefSeq and is a predicted model, not a curated record. Gene Ontology annotation, molecular function: chitin binding.
AAGAGUACCGAGCAAGUGAAGGGAGAAGCUCUCCUGUCCCGAGACAGUCGAUAACUAAGAAAAGCGUCAGUAGUCAGAGUCGACCCGAGUCCAGGAUCAGACCGAGCGAGCACUAUGACUGACCAUCGACCGCGGCCCACUGUCACCUUGCUCAUCACCCUGGCGACUUUUCUCGCUUCCGGUGAAGCAACUACGCUGCUGGGCGCGCCACCUUGCCCCGACCCCCAUGGUGUUCACACGUACGCUCACCCCGAGAACUGCAAUGCCUACUUCCUCUGUACGAACGGCACCCUGACCCUCGAAUACUGCGAGAAUGGAUUACUCUUCGACGGCCACGGGGCCGUACACGAUCACUGCAACUAUUAUUGGGCCGUCAACUGCGGGGAUCGCAAGGCUGACCUCACUCCGAUCAGCAGCCCUGGCUGCGAGUAUCAAUUCGGCCUCUAUCCAGCCAGCGACUCAUGCAGCACCACUUACAUUAAAUGCAUCCACGGACACCCUCAGGAGGAGCACUGCGACGCGGGAUUAGCUUACGACGCGAAGAGUCACACCUGCGUCUGGCCAGAUCAACUGUUACCCUACUGCAACCCGGAGGAGAUCGUCGGCUUCAAGUGCCCGCACAAAGUGCCCUCUCAUAGUGCGGCUGCGAAAUUCUGGCCCUAUCCGAGAUUCCCUGUGCCCGGAGAUUGUGGCAGACUGAUCACCUGCGUCGAUGGCAAUCCACGUUUGCUCACGUGCGGCGACGGAAAACUCUUCGAUUCCGCAAGUCUCAGCUGCUUGGACCCAGAGGAAUUGCCCCAUUGUGCCAAUGAUCUUUAAAUCACGUAGAAACGUCUGCCUGUCAAACGUUUCAAAAUCUCGAAAUCGCAAGUCCCCGUCGCUCAUUAGGGACGCUCUCCUCGAUUAGAAGACAAUUUGCUUGCUUACCGAAGAAACCACGGAAUAUCCAGCUGAAUUGCUUGCUUACUUUAAUCGACCAUCCAUCAGUUCACGAGAAAUCUCUCGAAGGAGAACAGCCUCAUGCAAUAACGACGAUGAGAACGACGACAUGUACAACGGAUAAUAAUUGGAAUAAAAUGUCGACAUGCGUACAAAAAAUA